Pleuronectes platessa (European plaice) is the source of this 4785-nucleotide messenger RNA. Its product is annotated as axin-2. Lineage: Eukaryota; Metazoa; Chordata; Actinopteri; Pleuronectiformes; Pleuronectidae. The record is from RefSeq and is a predicted model, not a curated record. Gene Ontology annotation, biological process: negative regulation of canonical Wnt signaling pathway. The coding region runs from base 670 to 3051 and encodes 793 amino acids. The transcript is spliced from 11 exons.
UGAUGUGCUGCUGCUCGGCUUUGAAGUUGAGAAAUGCGGGGCUAUGUUUCUUGUUUGUGGGCGAGAAAUGCGGUGAGAUAGAUAAGAAGCUUAUGUGUGUGUGAGUGUGAGAGAGAGAGGGUGCGAGAGGAAAAGGAGAAUGAAUGUGUAGCUCGGAUAUAAAAAAAAAACAAUAUUUGUCGGCUGGUGCGUCUUCUAGCAGGGGGAAAGUGGGAUGUAUUCUUCAGCCAGAGCCCCCAUCUCCACCUCCUCUUUUUACCUCCUCCAGAUUUUGACACCCCCAGUGAUCUACAUAGGCUCUGAGCCUGCCUACUCUGAGGUCAGUCGCUGAAUGGGACAGGGUACAUUAAACUACAGCGGUUUGUUCCGCAGCGAGAGAGAACACAUGUGGCAUGACACAGUGUUGAAGUAGUCCGUCGUCGUAAUACUAUUCUUCUUUUUUUUGUGGUGGAUUACGAUUUUUGAGAGUUUGUGGACUGAUUUCUUAAAAUGGAGUAAUAAUUCAACUUUUGGAAACUGUUUUUUUUUUUCUACUCUGGUUGGAUCUUCUCUGCGAUGAGUGAAGAAGCGCUAAGAAGCUCCCCCGCUGCUUUUAGAGAGUGAGGAGGAUUAGGCUGGAGCUCAGUGGAGGCACGACGGCACUCUCACACUGCAACCGGAGCUGGAGCCAUGAGCAGGGCGCUUACGGAGCACAUCAGCAGUAGCUUCCGAGAAGAUGCUCCCCGUCCUCCGGUACCGGGGGAGGAGGGAGAGGCGUCAUGCUACAAUCCCAGCAGAUCUGCCAAAAUGAGAGCCCAGAGCAAGGUUAAAGAUACCCCCGCCACCGCCGCGCCUCCCGGCUCUACACCGCGGAGGAACGAGGAUGGACUCGGGGAGCCAGAGGGCAGCGCGUCCCCGGACUCGCCCCUAGUCCGGUGGACUAAGUCCCUGCAUUUUCUCCUGGGAGACCAGGACGGCGCUCACCUAUUCAGGACAUUUUUGGAGCGGGAGAAUUGCGUGGACACUUUGGACUUUUGGUUCGCCUGCAACGGCUUCCGGCAAAUGGACUUAAAGGAUACCAAAACGAAUCGAGUUGCCAAAGUUAUUUUCAAGCGGUACAUCGAGAACAACAGCAUUGUCGCAAAGCAGCUGAAACCCGCCACCAAGACCUUCAUAAGGGAUAGUAUUAAGAAACAACAAAUAGACUCUGCCAUGUUUGACCAGGCACAGACUGAAAUUCAGUCCAACAUGGAAGAGAACGCAUACCAGAUGUUUUUGACCUCUGACAUAUACCUCGAAUACGUGCGCACCGGCUGCGAGAACGCAGCAUACAUGAACCACAGCGGUCUCGGAAGUCUGAAGCUGAUGUGCGGAUACCUUCCUCCUCUCAUGGAGGAGGAGGAAUGGAGUUGUAAUGACUUGAAGGCAAAAACGUUAGGGUCCGUGGUUGGACUCUCUACGAAAACCCUGAGGGCUACUGCUACCAUCCGGACAGCAGCUGAAGUCCUUGAGAACAGUUGCAGGUCCCAUCGUCGAGGAGACCCUGCCAGCCCCUACUUUGUCAACUCCGGCUACAUUUUUGCCCCUGCCACCAGUGCCAAUGACAGCGAGAUCUCCAGUGAUGCUCUCACAGAUGAUUCUAUGUCCAUGACAGACAGUAGUGUAGAUGGAAUCCCUCCGUACAAGCUGGGCACCAAGAAGCAGGUCCAGAGAGAGAUGCAUCGUAGUGUCAAGAUCAACGGCCAGGUUACACUACCCCACUUUCCUAGGACAUCACGGCUACCCAAGGAGAUGACCCCUGUGGAGCCCUCAGCCUUUGCUGCCCAGCUUAUAGCCAGACUGGACAAGCUGAAGCGAGAGCAGGACACCAUGAGUUCAUUGGAGGAGAGGCUGCAGCAGAUCCAGGAGGAGGAGGAAAGAGAGGACGGCAGUGACCUUACCAGCAACACCUCCCUCCAUCACCCUCUGCUCCCAUCUAGCACUCAAUGCGAAGAAGACCCCCAGGCUAUUCUAGACGAGCACCUAUCCCGUGUCCUGAAGACACCUGGCUGCCAGUCACCAGGUGUAGUGCGGCACUCACCGCGCUCACGCUCCCCAGAUCGGACGGGUGCUAUGGUGUCUUCUGGUCAAGGGCCCUUCUUUGAAGCUUAUCCUGGGGCUACCAAAGUUCUGAUGACAGGCAGGCCGUCCACAAAGCACAUCCACCAUCACUACAUCCACCAUCACCACACUGGGCCGAAGACCAAGGAGCAGAUAGAGGCAGAGGCGGCUCAGCGUGUGCAGUGCCUCUGCCCUCCUGGGGGAGCAAACUAUUCUGACUUCACCCCUGCUCGCUGCAGCACUUUGUCCAGACGGCCAGUCAAGGCCACAGAUGAGGGCGUGUCCUCACCACUCCUUCCCCUAGAUGCCACUGAUCGCUGUCAGAAUGUUUGGCAGUGGAUCCUAGAGAGUGAAAGGCAGGGCAAGCACAAACCACACAGCACUCAAGGUCUGAAGAAGUCCAGCCCACUUGACUCCAAGCCCCUGCCUGGUCGGACUCACUUCUCUUGGGGAGGAGGCGGCAUCGGCAGUGGGACUCACCUCCGCAGCCAUCAUCCUGGCCACCCAUUUAUCCAGGACCCAGCCAUGCCACCUCUGCCCCCACCCAACACCCUGGCACAGCUAGAGGAGGCCUGCCGCCGACUUGAAGAGGUCUCCAAGCCCGCAAAACAGAGGCAUUCAACAGCAGCCAGCAGCCUUCAGCGAGAAAGGAACCAUCCAGUAGCUUCCUUCCCCUCUGGAGAUAGCCCUCUAGCCAUCACUGGACUCCAAACAGACGAGUCUAAGGAACUAGUGGUCACCUACUUCUUCUGUGGUGAGGAGAUUCCUUAUCGUAGCAUGAUGAAGACCCACUGCCUCACCCUGGGACACUUCAAGGAGCAGCUUAGCAAAAAAGGCAACUACAGGUACUAUUUCAAGAAGGAAAGUGAUGAGUUUGAGUGUGGUGCCGUGUUCGAGGAGGUGUGGGAAGACGCCACCGUGUUGCCCAUGUAUGAAGGCAAGGUCCUGGGCAAGGUGGAAAGGAUGGACUAAAAGCCACUUCAUCGCCAGCCAACCAACACCCUUCCCUGCCCAACCAAAAGCUAAACUGUCCGUUAAGAAACUAGAGCAAGAGACUCGAUGUAAUUAACACUCUGGACUUCCUUUGCGUUUUUUCGUUUUUUUUAUAUAUAUUUCUUAAUAUUAAGCUAAACAGAGUUAAUAUAUCCAGCACAAGAGGAGUGAUUGAAGGAAGAUGAGCCAAUGAAGUAUACCGAAUCCAGAGGAGGUGCCGCACCUCCCUGACUUUCUCAACCAAUCAGCCUUAGAAACACAAGGGAAUGACAUGACAGCCAAUUAAAGGCCAAUACGAGGAUGAUGAGAAUGAUGAUGAAGAUGAUGAUUGGAGCCCAUGGGGGGGGGGGGGCACCUCUUCCUGAAUAUAACCACUGAAGAUGUAGAUGAGUGUCUCACCGGCUUCCGGGCCGAGUGCAACAGACUAGCACGAGCUGAAGACGCAGCUCCACCAACCUGCUCUUAAUCUUACGCUCGAAAUACGUUACAAAAACGUCUGUACAUGUGCAUAUACAUACAUGCAUAUAUGUAUAUAUACAUGUAUUAUAUAUAGAUGCUUUUUGUUAUGAGAUGAAAGUUUUUAUUAAGUAUUUAUUGAAAAAACAACCAACUACUUUUACCUUGUUCUCCCUUCCUAAGUCUUCUUAAACCUUCCUCCCCUCCCUAUUUCCAGCCAAUGGGCAAGCUGCUUUGAAUGUUGGGAGAAUACUGUGGUAAUAUUGUAUAAGUUUGUGUUUUUUGUUUGUUAUUACUUUACUCAAAGGAUGUGACACUAGCCUAGCACCUCCCAUAGCCUUGUAGCCCCGUCUGACCCAAACUAACAACCUUAGCAGUGGUCUAGUCUGCGGCGCUCUCCCUCCACUAUCCUUAUGGGCAAUCCCAGUCUAAAAUGCUGCUGAUAGUUUGUAAUGUUACGUUUGUCACACUAGCUUUUCCGAUUCCCCCCCCCCCCUUCACUUUCUGUCAGUCCAGCGACAGAGCUCAAAUCCUUUUUGUUGUGCCUUUGUUUGUAAACCAGGCAUUGCACAGGGUGGGGGGGGGUUGAAUAUAGUUACAGAUACACAUAGCAAAGACCUGUCGCACAAGUUGUACCAUCUAAUAAUGGCAGUGUUUACAGCCCGCACACCAAAAUAACUUGUGCUAACAAGAACCAGCUUGGGUCAAUGAGAAUGACUUCCUGCAGAAGUCAGCUAGCGUGUCACAAAAUACAAAAAAAGGAAAGAAAAGUGAACAUCGAAGAAUUCUGGCUCCGAUAUCCUUUGAAUGUUGUUACAAUAGCAUCGUAUAUAGUAGAGUUCCUGUAUACAUUGUAAUUAUGCAUUCUGAAGUAUGGAAACUGAUACACGUGAUACACGCUUAGAGUACAUACACAGACACAAUACACAUCAAACACUAUCGCUGGUGUUAUAUGAGUACAGCACCUGUGCCUACAUGGAUGCCAUACCGUGUGCUACCCUGUUUCAGGGUUUUAAUAUAUAUCCCUUGAUUCUCAGAAGGGUUUUAUGUUGAAAAGAUAUUUUUAUGCUUUUAAUAAUAUCCUGUAAUCAUGUUUUGUUUUUACACCAUGGCCUUUUAUUGUUUUGUUUCAUUCUAUCUAAACUGUAAAUUAUACAUUAUAUAAAGAGUUUCAUUUAAAGAUUUACAUGGACCUAUAAUUAUUGUAAUUAUUGAGAGAUGUAGCCUUUAUUAAAGUUUUAUAUUUUUCAAAUGAAA